GAUGAUAUUAAAAAAGAAAGAAAAUGACAUUUAUUCUUCCUAAAGUAGCCUUUUUUGGUUUCAUAUAUAUGAAUAUAUAUUACAAAAAAUACAGAUUGUAAACUUAAGUUGUUAAACUUUGACUUCAAUAAACUGAAUCCUCUGCACUAUGAGCUAUGAUCUGUAUAUGCGUACCCUUUCUUGGAUUUAUUGAAACAGCAUUACAGCGUGUUCUGUAUGGUCAUCCCAUAAAACCAGGAGGCCAUAAAUAUGGUCUUUUCCUGCACCAGCUAAUAUGUAUUUCAGCUGGACCCUUACCUGCUCAUUCCUCAUAAGCAUCCAUCUAAAGAGUUGUAGACAAGUAAACUAUUAUGCAUACAUCCGCCCAGGGCAUCCAUUUUAUUCUAGAUUAACCUAUUUGGGCAGAACUUGACUUUCUGAACCUCCACCUACUGCCCUCUGUGCAAUGUGCCUGUACACUCUGAGUCACCAUUGUCCAUCGCAACCACUCAACUAUGCUCAAACAAUACUUAAUGUGUGGUGGUUUGUGGUAAUUUGAAUAAACUUAAUUUAGGAACAUGUAACAUAUGAUCACAUCAAUAAAAAAUGAUUUUGAGACACGAUAGCAGAAACAAGAUAUGGCCACAAAAAUAAUACCAGACUCACCACAGUUACUAUUCUACUUAACUCAUGCCAAAUUUACAGUUGAUUAGAUUACCAGCUUUUGAGCCCCUUUGUGUCUGGGGCCUUGGACAGUUGCCCUCCUUGCCUUGCCCCUAAUACACCACAAUAUCUUGCACAAUCGCCUUAAAUGUGGAGGUGCGUUGGCAUUUGAACCACAGCACGAAGCUGCUGCAGGAGCCUCUUCAGUCCACUAGGUGGCAGUAGCUGACCGUGGUUUGAGCAACUCGAAGCAGCUCCUCAGAGCCGAAAGAGGAAGGAGGAGGAGGAGCGCUGUCAUGGCGGCCAAGGUGGUGAUGGUGGCCGUCCCGACGGUGAUGGGCAUAGCCUCCAUCCGUGUGUACACAGCGAGCGAAGUGCCCGCUGAUGGACUGGUUACUCGAGAGAAGCUGAACAUCUACAGCCCGCUGCCGCAGUCUGCCCAGGCCCAGUUUGUUCCAGAGAGGCCGGGUGUCAUCCAGAGUGGGUUGACUACAGCAAGAGAGAGCUUACUACCAUUGGUCCAGGCUGUCAAGGGCGCUUGUGUGUCUGUGAGAACAAGAAGUGUUGGUAUAUAUUAUGGAGGAGAAGAUGUGUACUAUUACUUAAAAGACCCUCCACCGGGUUUUCUACCCAGAUUGGGAACGGUCACCAUGGCCGGCCUGCUUGGCAUGUUCUUGGCACGGAAAGGCUCUCAUUUCAAGAGGUUAGCCGUUCCACUGGGCCUGAUGAGUGCAGGAGCAUCAGUGUGCUACCCGGCUCAGACAGUGGCUGUGCUCAAGGUGACGGGUAAGAAGGUGUAUGCUGUGGGACAGAGGAGCAGCGCUGCAGUGUCUUCACUGCUCAGCUCCAAGUCCCCCGACAUCAAAGAGACUGCUGCUUCACAACCACAGACAGCUGCAGUAGUUGAGGAGGCCUCAGAGUCCGGCUCAGGCCAGAGCUCUGCAAUCCCAGAGACGGAGGUUGAGUCAGCCGAGUCUGUUCCUGCCUCUGAUGAGUCUGCUGUCGUAACAGAGGAGCCGUCAUCAGUAGAACUCGCAGAGAUUCACCCCGACCAGACCCCAACAGAGACCGACACAGAUCCAGUGGCCCAUUCAGUGCCAGUAGAGACAAAGGCCACCUCUGAAGAAAUAUGUGCAUCUGUUGAAAGUGAGGAGCCCUCGGGCACAAAACAAGCAGCAGAUAUCUCCACUGACGCCAGCCCAGCCGAGCCCACGCCAAGUUUAGAACCAGAGACGUUAAAGGCUUCUCUAGUGGAGUCUGCCACGGUGGAGGAGUCUGUCCCGGUAGAGUCUGCUGUCCCGGUGGAGUCUGCUGUCCCGGUGGAGUCUGCUGUCCCGGUGGAGGCCGCUGUCCCGGUGGAGGCCGCUGUCCCGGUGGAGGCCGCUGUCCCGGCGGAGGCCGCUGUCCCGGCGGAGGCCGCUGAAGUCGGUUCCAUUGGUUCCUCUGAGGAACCACCAGCUCCAAAGGCCUCAAAUGAGCCAACAGUGCCAGUUGUUGAAUCAGCGGAGUUAACUGACCCACCACAAGUUGCUGCUGUGGAGGAGACCCUCACACCACCUCAACAGCCUGCACCAGAAAACAGCCAAGGGGGCUCCGGUUUCAAGCCGGACCCUGCUCUACAGGACUUUGGCCAGUCCAACCCCGAGGAUGAAGACCUGUACAGCACACGCAGCUGAGAGACCACAGCCAGGCCGCAGGAGAAAGCUCGUUCCCACACUGCCACCUCCUAUCUCAUUCAGAUCCACAGACGCUCUGUAUCACUAGUAAAUAGUUCAUUUUGCAAGACUUUCAUCAACAUUUCUAUUCUCAUUUCUUCGGCCCACAUAAUUUAUAUUUCCACAGAAAUUGCAAAGCAGCAACUCCAGAGCUGAGUCAGUUUAUGUAAGACGGAAACAUGGAAAACAUUAAACCUACAGCUGUUUACAAGUCUUUUCAUCCUCAGACGGCAGAUUGUGAAUUUUUCUCUCGGUAUGUGUCAUUUAAUAAUUAUUAGCUUUUUUGUGCGACAACUUUCACAAUCAUGAGUGCAUGCAGGUUUAUUUCCUGUAGGUUAUCCCACUGCGUAGGUAUGCUGGAGGUACUGCACAUGUGCUGGUAAUAAUUAUAAGAUGCACUAUUGCUGUUCCAUUUUAUGACGUCAAAAAAUGGUCCAGUUUAGAACCAAAAUAAAUCUAUAUUUUUCAUGAUUUAAUGUUGUGCUUUGUCAAGUAACUUCAUAUUUGUCAGUUAUAUUUAGUUAGUUGUGUUAUUUAUUGUCCUGCACAGUAAGUGCUUAACACAAACAGGCUUGAAACAUUUGUCACACAAGCACGUAACUUCUAAUUCAUAACAACAUUGCAAACAAAGAACUUUGUCUUCGGCCCCAAAGCUCUGCAAGUAAUAUCAGAGACGGAAAAGGCGCCUUCCAAAAACAACUAUUAUGAUCAUCAAACUCCUCCAAAAGCCUCAUUAGAAAUGAAGGACAUGAAAGUGUAGCUCUAAAGUCAUCACACAAUUAGCUGCUGAACAGGAGAUUGACUUGAUCUUCAAUCGCACCUAAAUCACAUAAAAGCCUUUUAUCUUCAGGGAAACCAUUCAUGUGACUCUGUGUGCACAGCUGAUCUGAGAUCAGCUGUGCACACAGAGAUUUGACUUUGGUUAGAUUCUGCUACACAUAAAGCUUUUCCCUGUAUUAAGUUUUCUGUAUUAUAUUUCAGUGUUCAUUUUGAUAUAUAUAUAUAUUAAUAUCAAUGUGUUUUAUAACCAAAUACUUGCAAAACUGAUGACAUUCCUAUCAGCUGUACUUUGUUUAUUGCUAAUUAGUAUAUGUUAGCAUGCUAACACUGCACUAAGAUAGUGAACACUGCAAACACCACACCCGCCAAAAACCAGCAUGUUUUCAUUGUGAGCUUGUUUGCUUACAUUAGUGUUUAGCUCAAAGCACCACUGUGCCUGUGCAUAGCCCCUCAGUCUUGUUAACAUGUUGUGCUACAAUUUACUCAAUUAGUUGAACCAAGUUGUACCAAGUCAGAGACUGACUCAUACUGUAGACAUUUAAGUGAGAACAGCAUCUGUAAAGAACAAGUUGUGUAACUGCUGGAAUAUGUGGCCCCAAGUGAUGCAGUCAUUGUUUCCUGAAACAAAAGCUGGGACACUGACAAUCACAAACACACGUACAGUAAAAAUGGACAAAUAGUAAUAAUAGAAAUGAUUCUCUUGAGGAACCGGUGACGUUGUGUUUUGGCUACUUUUUGGUGCCACAUGUUUUUGCCCAUUUGUGUGAACACAACGUUCGUAGCGAAGGACCAGGCUAUCUGUUAACAUCUUUAUAGCUUCUUUACGGCCCCUCGGAGGAACCGGAGCUCCCCGGACCUCAUAAACUCUGCUCGGGGUCGACCAGAGUCGUGACCCCUGGGACUCUGUGUGUUGGUGUGUGAGCAUGAGUAAGAGAAAAACUAAAGAGAGGGAUCAAUACGAUGCCAAUACUUUCUCAUCCUCCUUCCUGUUAUACAUGGGAUGAAAACACACAUGGUAGCCAGGCAUCCUGUGGCAUCGGAGCUUCAGUGUGUGCUGCUGCUUUGAGUCGAGGGGUUAAGGGACUUGUGGGCUGGUGUUGCUGUGAUGUUUUUUUAGACGGGCACUGGCAAAUGUUCUGUUGAAAAUAAAUAAAUAACAGAAAGAACUCCAGAAAAAA
Anarrhichthys ocellatus (wolf-eel) is the source of this 4315-nucleotide messenger RNA. RefSeq names its product apolipoprotein O-like (gene apool). Gene Ontology annotation, biological process: cristae formation. Gene Ontology annotation, cellular component: MICOS complex. The coding region runs from base 939 to 2318 and encodes 459 amino acids. The transcript has 11 exons. NCBI's taxonomy places the organism in Eukaryota, Metazoa, Chordata, Actinopteri, Perciformes, Anarhichadidae. The record is from RefSeq and is a predicted model, not a curated record.